AUGUCUCCUAUCAGGAAAGUUGCUUUGGCGGGGGCCAGCGGCAACCUCGGACAGGCCAUCCUAAACCAACUUCUCAAGCACUCCUUUCAAGUCACGGUUUUGAGCCGACUCCGCAGCACCCACACUUUCCCUCCAUUGGUCAAGAUCCGCCAUGUUGACUACGGCUCUCAGCCCUCGCUGAUGACUGCUCUUCACGGGCAAGACGCCAUUGUUUCGACCUUGCCGCCCAAUGCUCUCGACCACCAGCUCCUCCUUAUUGAUGCUGCAGCUGCAGCCGGCGUCCGACGCUUCAUUCCCUCCGAGUUCGGCUCCGAUACAAGCAACCCCAUGUGCGCUGCCCUACCGGUUUACCAUUCCAAGAUCGAGACGCAAAAGCGCCUAGCGGAUAGAUCCGGCCUCACAUACACGAUCAUCUGCACCGGCCCGUUCCUAGACUGGGGAUUAACGCACGGCUUCAUGAACAUCCAGAACAAGACAGUCACUCUAUACGGCACCGGCGAUCACAUCUUCAGCACCACGACGCUAUCGACUAUCGGCCGGGCUGUCUGCGCGGUGUUAGCGCGUCCGGCGGAGACGGAGAAUCGUGUGAUUCGGGUGCAUGAUAUUGCAACCACGCAGAAUCAUCUGUUUCAGAUGGCGCAGAAGGUGGUUGGUUCGGAUGGCUGGGUGGUGCAGCGGCGGUCGGUGGAGGAGAUGUAUGAGAACUCGUGGACGGCGUUUCAGCAGGGAAGGCGGGAUGUGCAGACUAUGUUGGGGUUUAUUGUUACUGCUGCGUGGGGGGAGGGGUAUGGGGGGCGUUUUGGGAAGACGGAUAAUGAGAUGUUGGGGAUUUCGGAGAUGACGGAGGUGGAGGUUCAGGGGGUGGUUGAGCGGUUGGUGGAGAAUAAUUGCUGA
Molecule: messenger RNA, 894 nt
Organism: Aspergillus ibericus CBS 121593
Lineage: Eukaryota; Fungi; Ascomycota; Eurotiomycetes; Eurotiales; Aspergillaceae
Product: aromatic alcohol reductase
Exons: 2
Coding region: 1-894 (297 amino acids)
Molecular function (GO): oxidoreductase activity
Source: RefSeq, a predicted model, not a curated record